AUGACUAUUAACCUAGCCCAGGGUCAGCACCUGGGAUGCCUGGCUCUGUCUGGAGCAGGUUUGGGUUGUCAUGAGCAGGAGAGGAGGGAGGUGCUGCUGGAACCGAGGGCAAGGAGGCCUGAGAUGCUGCUCAGGAUCCCUAGUGCACAGGAUAGCUGCGACAAAGAGCUGUCUGGCCCCAAAUGGCAAGUCUUCUGUGUGUGCUUUUUUGGGGCUGUGCUGGGUCUUUGCUGCUGCGAGGGCAUUUCUCUACUUGUGAGCAGGGGCUGCUCUCUAGUUCCAGGGCUCGGGCUUCUCAUUGCAGCGGCUCUGGAGGAACACAGCUCUGGGCUCUCAGGCUUCAGUCGUUGCAGCUUCUGGGCUCUAGAGCGUGGUGCGCAGGUUCUGUUGUUCCACGGCAUGUGGGAUCUUCCCCAAUCAGGGAUAAACUUGAGCCUCCGUAUCAGCAAGCAGAUUCUUCACCAUUGA
Rangifer tarandus platyrhynchus (Svalbard reindeer) is the source of this 468-nucleotide messenger RNA. The record is from the annotation of a GenBank genome assembly. NCBI's taxonomy places the organism in Eukaryota, Metazoa, Chordata, Mammalia, Artiodactyla, Cervidae.